AUGAUGAAGUUCAUACUUGUUUUUAUUAUUAUCAUUUGCAUAAAGGACGCACAACCGAAUUUGAUAAAUCAAGUAAUCGACAAGAUUCAAAAGGAAUUGGAUAUUUAUACCUUGUUACUGUUUGUUAAUCAAGAAACCUUCGAUGUCUUGGAAAGUCCAAAUCUACCACAAUUGGUAAUAGGCGGCAAUGAAACUGCCAAGGAUUUAAGAAGAUCUCAAGGACAACGAGUUUUAAGUUUUAUUCGCUUGGAUGUAUUCGGCCUCGAAGAUUUGAAUGAAUUUAUAAAACCUUCGUUGUUUAAUCUCCAUUUGGCUGAUGUCUUGUUUUACACGAAUUCAACGGAAUUGGAAGAAGACGAAUGGCAUUGGUUGUUUCAGUGGUGUUGGACGGAAGGAUUCUGGCGUGUCCUGUUAAUGAAUGCAGCUGAAAUGUAUCUCACCAUGGAUUCAAUACCAGAAAUGAAUAUUAAAAGUGUCAAUUUGAAUGAUUACAUUGUCAUGAGGAAAAAUCGCGUUGUAAAUCUGCAGGGUUAUCCCGUAAAGGUUGCAGUAGGCAGCAAACCACCUCGUGUUAACGCCUUUUUCGACGAAGAAGGUAAUCUACAACUGGGUGGAUAUUAUGGUCACAUUGUCAGUAUGUUUAUCUCUCGGUUCAAUGCCACCAUGGAUUACGUCAUUAUGCCCAACAUGUCGUCAUACUCGAUACUAAGUUGUAUAGAGUCGAUUUUGGAACAAACCUCGGAUAUUUGUAGUGAUGCCAUACUUUUUGGCAAUGGCAUCGAGACCACCCGACCUUUGCAUGUGGUGUCCAGUCAUUUGGUGGUACCGUUCGAUAAACCUCUGGAAAAUUACAAUUAUUUUCGCAAACCAUUCACCAUCGAUGUGUGGAUUUGCAUUGCAAUUAGUUUUAUUUCGACCAUUGUUUUGCUGAUUCUGAUCGAGUACAAGGAAUAUGGUCAGUUGCGGUUGGUCAAUAGUAUUUUCACCACAUUCUCUAGUCUAAUAUGUGCAUCAUUCAGUGUGGAACAUCUGCCACCCAUAUAUCACUAUGGUGUUGAGACAAUUUUGAUAUUCAGUGGUUUCAUGAUCUCAAAUUAUUAUUUGGCGGUGUUAUCAGCCCUCUUGCUCACCAAAAUCUACGAAAGAGAAAUUGAGAGUAUCCAAGAUGUGCUGGACCACAACCUCACCAUUGUGACCACCGAAUUCCAGCAAUAUGUUUUGGAGGUAACCAAAGCACCGGACCGAAUAAGGCAACAAACUGUUGUUUUCACCGAAGAGGAAGCUGUGAGGAAUAUGCAGCUACUAAAUACGGACUAUGUAUAUUUUGGCAUUAACGCUGAAACUGAUUUCUUCUUGUACCAGCAAAAGUAUUUAUCACGUCCUCGCAUGAAGAAAUUGGAGGACGAGGCCGUGACAACUGAUAUUGGAGAAAUUCCAAUGAGGGCAUAUUGGCCGUUGCAGGAUCUUCUAAUGUCUCAUAUGGAAAAUAUUUUUGCCAGUGGAAUUACAAUGUACCUGGAGACGGAAACCUUUGAGGAGGGCAUACGACAAGGGGAUAUAUCAUUUAUACCCAACAGGGAUUUAUAUGUGGAGCCAUUGUCGUUGGAAUAUUUUGUGUUGUGUGGUUUACUCUUGGCUGGUGGAUACUCAAUCUCAUUUUUGUGUUUUAUUAUUGAAAUUGUUGUCAAUAAAUAUCGUGGACGAAAAUAA
Messenger RNA from Musca vetustissima, 1710 nucleotides. RefSeq lists its product as uncharacterized. The record is from RefSeq and is a predicted model, not a curated record. The transcript has a single exon. NCBI's taxonomy places the organism in Eukaryota, Metazoa, Arthropoda, Insecta, Diptera, Muscidae. Bases 1 to 1710 code for a protein of 569 amino acids.